This is a messenger RNA of Stylonychia lemnae, 807 nucleotides long. NCBI's taxonomy places the organism in Eukaryota, Ciliophora, Spirotrichea, Sporadotrichida, Oxytrichidae. The record is from the annotation of a GenBank genome assembly.
AUGAAUCAAUCUAAAAACAAACAGUAUUUCAAGUUACUCCUAUUAGGUGACUCAGGAGUGGGUAAAACAGCAAUAAUUUAGAAAUACAUCAACUAUCAAUUCAACUCUCAAUUCAAGUCAACUGUCGGAGUGGAUUUCCUGCAUAAGGCGGUGAACAUUGACGACAGAGAGGUAGUGAUGCAAAUUUGGGAUACUGCAGGCCAAGAACGAUAUCAAUCUCUAGGUUACUCAUACUACCGAUCAGCUGACUGUUGUGCACUUGUGUUUGAUCUCUCUGAUUCUGAUUCAUUUGAAAGAGCAGCUAAAUGGAGAGACAUAUUUUUGAAGUUUGCUGAUCCACUUGACAAGCAUACCUUUCCAUUUGUCUUAAUUGGGAAUAAAUGUGACUUGAAGAAGAGGCAGGUUCACCAUAUUAAGGCUAAGGAGUGGUGCCAAAACUUAGCCAACCAAUGUGUCGACGCAGUUGAGUCCAUCAGGGAUAGUCAAUUAUAGAGUAAUUUGGGCGAUAAUCUAGAUCCAAUCUAGGUGAAGUAUAUAAAUAGGCAAAAAAGAAAUGAAUAGAACUACACGAUACCGUACUUUGAAGUAAGUGCCAAGACUGGGACUAAUGUGGAUGAAGUGUUUGAGACCAUGUUGAAAUUAGCUAUGGCUCACUCAGAAAAAUUCGCAGAUUAAUCCAAGAAAAAGCUAAUGCUUUAUGACAAAGCAGAUGACUAGAUGUUUAAUGAACAAGGCCUCUACUUAAAGAAGAUGCACAUCAAAAAUAAAGAGAAAAUGAAUGGUGGAUGCAGUUGCUACUACAAUUGA